AAUGCAUUCGACGCUUGCGUUACCACAAGUGUCCAAACCCCUCCUCGAUGAGAACGUGAAACACAAAUACGUUCAGGGCCCGCAGUUUGGACUCGAUAGUAUCGGCUCACUGCCUUCAAUACAAAGGAGCGCCCUGACCAGAACAAUACUUCUAAACACCACUUGUGAUGGCCAAUAAUCAGUUAUCCCAAGUGGAGGUUGCCGCCCGGGGGAUGGAUUUGCUGACCGCCAUCUUCAAUAGCCCCGGCAGUCGUGUGGUAGCGAAUAUUGCCCGUUGGUUGGGCAGGGAGGGAGUGGAUGAGGAAGAGCUUGGAUUGUGCCUGGAGCAGUCCGCGGGACUGGUCUACGGCAACGACAACUGUGAAGACUUUUACAAGACAGUCACUCUUCAACCGCCCAUCACCAAAAUCGCCAAAGACUUCGUUUCUCAGGGCACAUCUGGGUCUCUUGGUGGGCAGAUGGCGGCGCACCCGCACUUACGAUGGCUCACUUCAACUGUGGCCGGCCUGUUUCAGUUCCACAGCGAGCACUUUAUCCACGCUACCAUUCUGGCCUUCAUCAUCCAAGCCAACCAGAAUCCGGGAGAGCUACUCUCGGAGACCAAGGCCAAGCACGACACCCGUGGGGUCACCAUGAAACGGGUCCUCCGGAAGCUAGUGGAUAGCGUCUGGUUCUACGUGGUCAACUCAGCCACGGCAAGGUCAGGGAUUUCCAACGUCUUGCCUCUGCCAAAUGGCCUUGACGACGUCUGCGAGAACGGCCAUUACCUGAAGGCAUUCGAGCUUGGAAGCUGCCUGGCUCGGAUCAGGACGGCUGUUCAAAACGGAGGAGAGAUUGUGAUCGAGAGCAUGUAUCUGAUUAAGGACUUGAUAUGGUGGCUGUGGUAUCAUUUUACAGGCAACCUCACAGUCGUGGUCGGCGGGAAAAUCCUGGAGGACAAACCGGGAGAGUCCGCGGAGGGAGUAGCUCUGAGCCGUAUCGAGGUCCGCAUUAGGAAGAGCUGCCCCCGCGGAACUUGCGAUACACUCGCCGACCCCCGUUCCUCUGAGAAUAUCGUCAGAGUGCGUGUGGCCGUGGCCGGUAAAGCCCAGGACUUGUUCGAAACUACCACCUACAACUGCGGGGACCCGUUACUUUGGGAUCGGGGUGCUGCUGUCCGGACCGAGCUCUAUGACGUCCCUUUCACUCGGCGCCGCGAUCGAGAGAUUCCAUCGGUGGACUACGAAACUCUCGGUAUUAGAACUCGCGCCACAGCGGUUAUCAUAGUCUCAAGGCUUUUGGAUCUCCCCGUUUCCGGAACCUUUAACCGUCUCCCGAGCCUUGCCUUCGCAGUUCAGGUGAAACCGGAGGACAAAAAAGGCCCCAGGGAGUCAAGACGGACGCUUCGAGUAAUGGAUCUUGUGACACGGUCGCCGUCAAUACUCAACAUGGGAUGGGACUGCCCUGAAAAGAACACUGCCGCUGUCUUCGAAGCGCCUCCGAGGGGAAGAAGAGGGGGAGCGUUCUACAUCAACGGAGCACGCGUGCCCGAAUUGCCAACUCAACGCAGAGAGCAUUUUAGCACCACCGACGUGGAAGCAUCCCUGUGUUGCUAUCCCAUCCUCAAGGACCUGGCGGACUCUGUCAGGGAGGUCUGCAAAUGCAUGUGGUGCCGCCGUCGAAACCCCGACUCGAGGCUUGUUGGCCGCGCCAUCUUUGACAAGGGGUGCCUCCGGAGGAAAGUCUUUAUGGGAGUCUUGCAAUUGGUCGCCCACGCCAUUGCCGACUGCUUCGGCUGCGAGGAUGCCUCGCCAUUGCCGCCCGACGCCGAGGAUUUGGGCGUGCUUGAUAUUCUUUCGGCCGUGAUUCAUGGGGUCGUGAUAUGGAACGACUGGUUCGCCGUCGCAUCGCGCGUGUUUCUCGGCUGCCCCGACCUGAUCGAAACUCAAAGCCCCGAGGACGCAUACCAACGCCCCCGACUAGCGAUCCAGUAUGGUGGGCUGGCUACACUUGCGCCGUGGUUGGAUAUGUCGGCGGACCUCCGAUCCAUCAAACCGUUUUCCAUGCAGAGGGUGAAGGGCCGUAUCGGCGUGCUGCGAGGCGAUGGCACGUCGGAGGCGGGAGGGGUUUCCAUACAGAGCGUCGAGGGCAGCUUUGCGAUGAUCGAAUCUCGACACACCGAGGCGAUUGAGUCACAGGGUGACAGAGUACAAGGGAGCACUGAAGGGGCAACCCCUGAGUGUGUUGCCCCCAGUGAUCCCCACACGACUCUGGAGACGGACAUGAUUCUGGUCCCAGAAGAGAAAAGUCGCUACGAGCUGUGGCUUCGGGUUCGGACAAAGCAGCAUUCCCGCUUGAUCGAUCCAAGCAGUGCUAUCCGAGCACUGUCGCGGUUGUUGGGGAUUCAGGAUCGGUGCCUUCACCUUGUGGACGAGACUUCGCAGCCUGGAGACCGAAUCGCUGGCGCUGUACAAGCUGGCAGUUUUGAUCAAGUACUGGGGACUUGGGGUAGCGAGUCGAGUCUUUCAAGGAGCAUUACUUCGGUCCAGGAUAUCUUCUGCGGCCUUUCGCCGGUGUGUGAUUCUCACCUGAGACUCAACAUCACCGCGUCCCUGACGCUCCCCCAUGAGAAAUUACUGGCUUGUGAGAAGGCCUGUGUUGUCUGCCGUUCAAAGGAGAAGGAUGCAAUAGUCGAAAUGAUGAAUCGAUCGGGACGAAAUGUGGUGAGCACCAGUGCAUUCGUCAUUUAUGUUUCAAAGCAUGUUUUGGAAGGGAGACAUCACGCUGGGGCGCCGAUAGAAUGGGGACACGGCCACAACAGUGUGACGGGCAUGUGAAUUAGUCACGCCUGGAAAGACCCAGGAAUAGCUACGGCCU
Molecule: messenger RNA, 2856 nt
Organism: Chaetomium fimeti
Lineage: Eukaryota; Fungi; Ascomycota; Sordariomycetes; Sordariales; Chaetomiaceae
Exons: 1
Coding region: 168-2816 (882 amino acids)
Source: RefSeq, a predicted model, not a curated record